This is a messenger RNA of Paramuricea clavata, 1205 nucleotides long. NCBI's taxonomy places the organism in Eukaryota, Metazoa, Cnidaria, Anthozoa, Malacalcyonacea, Plexauridae. The record is from the annotation of a GenBank genome assembly.
AUGGUGGGACUGUGUCAAACAAAUGUCUGGGAAAAAGAAGGCGUCAUCUAUACGCCUAUUAAUAUUAUCAAGGACGGCGUUGCUCUUUCUGGGACCAACCUUGCUAACGUAGUAAACGACCAUUUCCUGUCUAUCAAUGAUGAUCUUCCACCCCUCGAUCUUGGUUCCCUACCAGCUUACUUACCCGCUCCUCAGCCGGUUCCAAUAAUUACACCUAUUGAGGUCUGUUAUAAACUCCUCAAAGUCAAGACUUUUAAAUCGCAUGGCCUGGAUGGUAUUCCCAACCGCGUAAUUAAAGAAUUUGCAUAUGAACUAGCUGAACCAGUGCGCAUUAUCUUUAAUGAGUCCUUAUCUUCAUGCAUAGUCCCAUCUGAUUGGAAUGACCCUAGCAUAACUCCUAUCCCUAAAACUCAGUCUGUAUGUUGUGAGGACGAACUGCGUUCCAUCGCCCUUACCGCAUGCUUAUCCAAGAUCCUCGAAGACUUCGUCGUAAGAUGGAUGAUGGUUGAUAUCAGAAGCAAAAUAGACCCCAAGCAGUUUGGCAGUCUAAAUGGUUCACCUGCAAGUUUUUGUUUGAUUGCAUGAUAUGGUAAAUAAUUGGCUGCGUACCCUUGACGCCCCCUCGCACUAUCUUAGAGUAUGCUUUUUAGACUUCAGUAAGGCGUUUGACCGGAUAAAUCAUAUCACAACAUCCUCAUUGGAAAACUCAUAUUAUUUGGCGUUAGAAUAUGCAUUAUUCCAUGGAUCUGUGACUUUCUUUCUAAUCGUCGUCAACUAGAGUUAAAAUUGGUGGACUUCAGUCAGCAUGGGGAAGUGUUCACGGAGGUGUCCCACAAGGAACUAAGCUGGGACCGAUAUUAUUUCUUGUUAUGAUUAACGAUCUAGAACUAAAGUCUCCACAAACAAGUGCUAGUCACUGGAAAUAUGUUGACGAUCUUAGUCUUUCUGAAUCUCUAUCCAUACGUGACCAAUCGACAUUACAAUCUGACCUAGAUGAAAUACAACAAUGGGCAGAGCAGAAUGACAUGCGUUUGAAUGUUAAGAAAUGCAAAGAAAUGGUGAUCAGCUAUUUAAGACAAAGUCCAAACAUUGUCUCCCUGCAUAUCAACGGGAAUCCACUCAGUAUCGUAUCAUCAUUUAAAGUACUUGGUGUCACAUUUAACGACCAUCUGAAGUGGAAUGAUAAUGUGUUGACAUUAUCGUGA